Molecule: messenger RNA, 1913 nt
Organism: Helicoverpa armigera (cotton bollworm)
Lineage: Eukaryota; Metazoa; Arthropoda; Insecta; Lepidoptera; Noctuidae
Product: protein AAR2 homolog
Exons: 5
Coding region: 96-1304 (402 amino acids)
Biological process (GO): spliceosomal tri-snRNP complex assembly
Source: RefSeq, a predicted model, not a curated record
AACGUCAAGCAACUUGACAUUUCCCGGAUGUAAACAUAUUGAUUGGUUGUAUUUUUAUCACAUUUUAUUGAUUUGCAUCAGGACAUCGGCACAAAAUGGACCAAGAAACCGCGAAAAAGCUUUUGGUGGAAGGAGGAACAUUUGUGUUCCUUGGAGUUCCUCAAGAAACUCAAUUUGGUAUCGAUAUGCAAUGUUGGAACACCGAGGAGGAUUUUCGCGGAAUUAAAAUGAUACCACCUGGAUUACACUACAUUCAUUUCUCUGGAGUGAGCAAAGGGACCGGGGAUGUCUCGCCCAGAUCAGGCUUUAUGCACUACUUCCACAAAAAAGAGUUUCUAGUCAAAAUGUGGGAUAAAAACACAGAGGAUAUGAGCAAAGACGAGAUCACAGAAGAAAGCAUUCAACGCCUCAAAGACAAUCUGUUAAACUUGGAUCGCCAUCUUGCACCAUAUCCAUAUGAGAUAUGGCAGAAGUGGAAGCUACUGACUUCGCAAAUACCAGCUGAACUAGCCGCAAAGCUAUCACCAGAAAACGGUAUGAUUCGAGCAUCGGUAGAACUCCUUUCAAUGACUGAUGAAGAGAGACCAAGAGGAGUGAAAACUACAGCUUCUAUGGAAAGUCAAGAUAGUACAGAAGACUCUACGAAAGAAGGGGAUGAAAAAGAGGAGCCAGCUGCAGGACAGUCUGAUGCUAAACGAGCUAAGAGGAUCACUCAAGAAGAGAAAGAAGAUGCAAUGUUACCACAUUUGAAACCUGCACCAGGUAUGUCCAUGAGGUUCACAGAAAUACCGCGGGACAAAUACCCACCAGGAUCAACACCAGAAGAGAUUACUAAACAUUACUUGGACCAGUCAUAUUCUUUAGAGCUUAUGAUUGCACAGCAUGACGAGCCACUCCAUAUAAUAGGCGAACUCCAAUUCGCCUACUUAUGCUUCCUUAUCGGACAUUCCCUCGAGGCUUUCGAACACUGGAAAAACCUUGUCAUCCUCAUGUGUUCUUGCGAUGACGCCAUCCACAAGUACCGCAGCGUAUUCUUCCAUUUCAUCAGAACAAUUGAAGUACAAAUUGAAGAAAUGCCAGAAGAUUUCUUAGCUGAUAUUGUCAUGAACAAAAAUUUAGUAUACAAAAAACUUAGAGAAUUCUUCCGUACAGCACAUGUGAGCAAAGUCGACGGUCGUCUUCUUACAAUGAUUGAAAGAUUCAAGGAUAAUUUGACGGACAAACUGCAGUGGGAUUUUACUGGCUUAGAUGCUGAUGAAGAAGACGAAAGACCUGUUAUAGUACAGCUAAAUGAGGCAGAGUAAAUUAAGUAUAAUAAUAUAGAUUUAUUAAUGUUUAGUUCAUUUGACUUGGACUAUUUUAAGGACUGCCUUACUGAGACAGUGUGAUGACUAAAUGGGCUGUACCUACAGCGGACAGCCAAUUUCACACAAAGCAAUGUAUAUUUUUAAUAAAAUUUGUUGAACAAAAUCUAGAUGUUGUGUGUGAACAAAUACAAAACUUCAGUGAGGCUAUCUUAAAAAAUAAGUUUGAUUGACAAGGAUUUUUUAAGUACAAAUAAAUCAUUGUAGUUGUUUUGUCUGCAUAAUGCAGACGAAAACACACUAAUAGAACCUUGUUGCAAUUUUUUGCUUUCAUAGUCAAUCAAUAUUUUACUUCUAAGUACCUAUACAAUAUUCCCUCUAAAUGUACCCUUCAAGGUAGAUUCAAGUCUAUGUAGUUGUGUACUAUGUACAUUUAUAUUGAAUUUUUAAAAUUAUCUAUCGAUAAGUACCUAGUGUCCUGUGAACCCCGCCGCACAUAUCAAUAUGUCUCAUUAUUGCAAUAUACCCUAUGGUAGAUUUUCAUGGUGGUUUUGUCUAUGUAAUAUCAAAUGUUAGAAAAUGAAAUAAAUAGUACUGGUAAAAAUAUGU